Messenger RNA from Helobdella robusta, 588 nucleotides. RefSeq lists its product as hypothetical. The record is from RefSeq and is a predicted model, not a curated record. The transcript is spliced from 6 exons. NCBI's taxonomy places the organism in Eukaryota, Metazoa, Annelida, Clitellata, Rhynchobdellida, Glossiphoniidae. Bases 1 to 588 code for a protein of 195 amino acids.
AUGUCUGAGUUUGUCUGCUUCAAUUUCUUCAUCUCUCUGCUCGGCAUCCACAUCGUGCUCCCAACUGGCUAUUCUGAUGUCCAGUACGAUUACCGCGGUUGUUACGCUCUGAUUGUGCAAACCAAUACAAAGUCUGUCACGAACAACAAUGCGUAUGAGGAGUGCAAUGAUUUCUGCAUCUCUCGCACUUUGGCUUACAUGGCUUUACGUAACGGAGAUGAAUGUUACUGCGUUGAGCGCGCCAUAUACCGCCUUGCUUCCUCCGAGUGCUCAGUGGCAUGCAAGAGUGGAGAAUAUCCGUGUGGCAGCAGGCUCUAUUAUUCAAUUUAUUCCAUCAGAGACUUUAUAGAUUUUGAACAUUCUUUGUUUGACAUCCGCAGUGGGAUAAUUUCUAGCGCAAUUAAAAUUCUUGAUGACAAACUGACGACCGAAAAAUGCUUAUUAAUGUGCGCUGAGCUGAAAAGAAAUAUUGCUCAAGUUAAUGCUUGGACUGGGCCGCCGGAACACCGAAAAAUUCCCGGUGUGCCGGCAGCUACCAAAAGAAACUGUUUUGAAGAAUUGAAGAAUUAUAGCCAACUAAAGGAUUGA